Messenger RNA from Chenopodium quinoa (quinoa), 1358 nucleotides. Its product is annotated as long-chain-alcohol O-fatty-acyltransferase-like. The record is from RefSeq and is a predicted model, not a curated record. The transcript has a single exon. NCBI's taxonomy places the organism in Eukaryota, Viridiplantae, Streptophyta, Magnoliopsida, Caryophyllales, Amaranthaceae. Gene Ontology annotation, biological process: lipid metabolic process. The coding region runs from base 60 to 1109 and encodes 349 amino acids.
AACAUACAUUCUAACUAAAACUUUCUAAAAACCCAUAAAUUUUUAGUUAUUUCAUAAAAAUGGAAGAAGACGAAGGCAAGAAAUUCAUAAAAGCAUGGAUAAUAAUCCUUGCAUCACUUUGUUACUCCUAUUUCAUAACCUCUAAAAUUCCAAAGGGUAUACUUAGAUUCAUCUCUCUUUUACCAAUUUUCUCUCUCUUCACUCUUCUCCCUCUUUCUCUCUCUAGACCUCUUACAAAUAUCCUCUUUGGGGGUUUUAUCGUGUGGCUCGCAAACUUCAAACUCUUAUUGUACGCCUUCAAUCUUGGCCCUUUAUCAUAUGAUGAUAAUGAUGAUCAACCAUCUCUUCUUAGAUUCAUUUUUCUUGCAGCUUUUCCCAUCAAGAUUAAGAAAGUCAACCCCUCAACAAAAAGUCAAGAGGGUAAUUUAGUAAUUUCACCCAACAAAAAGGAGGUAGUAUUACCCUUGAAUUUUUGGUCAAAGGUGGUUAUUUUUGUCAUUUUAGAAGUGGUGUACUCGUACAAUAAAAACAUGGUGGCUUUUUGUGGUUUGAUGUAUUUGGCUAUUGAUAUUGCAUUUGGGGUGUGUGAUUUUUUAGUAGGGUCCACACUUGGGAUCGAGCUCGAACCACCGUCCGAUGAGCCUUACUUGUCAACAUCACUACAAGAUUUUUGGGGUCGGAGAUGGAACCUCAGGGUAACAGAUAUACUGCGUCACACUGUAUAUAAACCCGUUAGGUCAACGGUUGUGAAGUUUGCUGGUCAAAAGUGGGCCCAAGUGGCAGGUGUCAUGGCUUCAUUUGUUGUUUCAGGGUUGAUGCAUGAGUUGGUUUAUUACUAUGCAACACGAGUGACUCCCACGUGGGAAGUCACGUGGUUCUUUGUGUUGCAUGGUGUGUGUGUGGUGUUGGAGAUGGGUGUGAAGAGAGGUUUGGGCCGGAAGUGGAAGUUGCAUUGGGCUGUUCCUGGCCCAUUAACAGUUGGGUUUGUGAUGAUAACGGGCUUUUGGUUGUUCUUCCCUCAAUUAAUGAGAAAUGAGGUAGAUGUUAAAGCAACUCAAGACAUUAUUGAUUUUGGCAAGUAUUUGAAAGAGUUGGUGAUUAGAGGAUGAAUUAUGGUUUUAAGAUUUUAGGUUCAUCAAAAAUCGAAGUAUCUAAUUGUGUAGUUGUGAUUUGAUCUUUUAAUUCCAUUUUCCAACUUCUGUUCAUGAUCUCAUGCCUACCUUUCAUUCUUUCGCCUACAAAGUAAACGCGUUAUAUACAAUAAAAAAAACACAUACUACUAUGUACUUAAUGUACGUAGUAGGAUUUAUCUGGCAAAAUUUUGCCAAAUAUUAGAUAAUUAAUCACCUAGCACUCAA